GCCGCCGACGCGACGUACAGACCGGUCCGUGCAGUGUCCCUCAGUCGUACUUGUGCGCUUUUUGUGUGUCGGUCACGUGCGGAUUUCGCACAAACGUUUUGAUUUUUUCACAUCGUAUAUCAGUUAUUGUCUCCGCGCAAUAAUCAUUGCACUCACCGCAGUGUUGCGUCUAUACAGUAGAAACAAUAUUGGCACAUAUUUUUUUUUUUUAUAGAGGCUCGCGUCGUUCGUAUUUAUAGUAAUUAUAAAUAUAGUGCCCGAACGACUUCUGGCUCGUCCGAUUUUCGUGGAUUUUAUAUCAUAAUUGUAAUAAUUAAUUUUUUUAUCGUCGUCGAAAUGCCGGUUAUCUUGAAUAGUGAUCCGUUGUCGUACUCGUCACCUAUCAUGAUGUCGACGAUUUAAAUCUAGAGGAAAUUCGUCCACCGUAGUGUCUCAAGACCUCACUCACUACUUACCAGCCGGCUCGACCUACAAAUGACUUUUUGUUGAUCGAUCAUCAGAGAAAACUCACACGCUUGAACAAAAAAUGUUUUUGGAAAACGAACACCAGCCAAUUAUUAGCCAUUCACCGUAUGACCUAGCACGUCCGCUUGAACACCAUCACCAUCAUCACCUCAGCCAUCACGCCGCGUCCAAUCAUCUCCAGUCGGGCACCGAUCACUUGCAAGAAGAUUCGGAAGGCCGGAGUACGGCUAGCUCGCCGACGUCCAGUUACCGCGACCUGUCCGGGUGCGAAGACUUUGAUCUGAAAAUCCCGAAACCGUCUGGUCACGGGUCUGGCACUGGUGGGAAUAACAACAACAAUAACCACAAUAACAACAACAACAAGGAACAAAAACCGAAAAAGCACAAGUGCAAACACUGUGGACUGGAGUGUACGGAAAAGGUGCAGUACUGGAAACACAUUCGCACUCACAUUAAACCUGAACAGUUGCUGGAGUGCCCAAACUGCGAGUUCGCCACCGACCUGAAACACCACUACGAAUACCACCUGCUGAACCACACGGGUGCCAAGCCGUUCACGUGCCCGGACUGCGACUACAAGUGCGUGAGCAAGUCGAUGCUCCAAUCACACCUCAAGUCGCAUUCGAACGUGUUCCAGUUCCAGUGUUACGACUGUGGUUACGCAUCUAAGUACAUGCACAGCCUCAAGCAGCACCUGAAGAAGCGCGACCACCGGCCGGCCACGCCGCUCAACCCAGACGGCACGCCGAACCCCGACAUCGUCAUCGACGUGGUGGGCAACCGACGCGGGCCGCGGCAGAACAAGAAACAAAACCGGCACAACCCGUAUCAGCAACAGCACCAGCAGCCACAGCUCCAGCAGUCUAUGACGGUGUGUUCGUCGCAGGACGACGGCGGCAGCAGUAGCGGCGGACACCCAUCACCGUACUCGAUGCAACAGCUGUUGCAGAUGCCCGCUUCCGGAUGCGCCCAGGUCACAUAUCCGACCUCGGCCGAGUCGUUCAUGUAUUCGAUGAUCACCAAACGCUCCAUAGAGAUGGUUGACUACCAGGCCGCCGAAUACAUGGCCAUCAAGAACAACAACAAUAAUAACAACUCCUCGUCGGUCGACGAUAAGAUGGAAGUGCAACUGCACCACCAACAACCACUACAACACCACCACCACAACAAUCAUCACCAUAAACGCGGCCAACAGUACCAUUCAGAUGACGUGCUGAAAGAAUUGGCUGGGCGUAGCGGUAGUGGCGGUGAACUGACGCCCGAACCACAGGUACCCGUGUUGGCGGUCGCCGAUCUUUCGCCCCCGACCGUCGUUUUGGCCAUCGAGACGGGACCGUUGAACUUAAGCAGAGACUCGGUGGCUCCUCGCGCCGCGGGCAGCAGCCGGCGCAAGGGGAUCGCGUGCAAACUCGAGCGUCCGGCGACCGAAUCGCAGCCUAAGUCGGUGCCGGUGCCGGUGGUGGUUGUUCCGGUGUCGCCUGCGGUACCGAUGGAUUGCAGUAGCGAGUCAAGAGGAAUGGUGGAGGAGACUUUGAUUCCGGUAAAGGAAGAAUAUCAACCGUACCACCACUACCAUCAGCAGCAGCAGCAGACGUCGUCGUCGUCUUCGACGCCCGAAAAAGAAGACAAGGAAGACGAGACGCACGUGUGCCACCACUGCGACAUAAUAUUCAAGGAGAACAUUAUGUACUCGAUGCACAUGGGUUUCCACAGCUUCAGGGACCCGUUUGCGUGCAACCUGUGCGGCGAGAUAACGGCAGAUAAGUUUUCGUUUUUCGCUCACAUAGCGCGCGUGCCGCACAGUUAGGCUGCAAUGAGGAGCUGCACCUACGAAAGAUACGAAAUAAUAAUUGAGUACAAAUUUUAAAACAAUUAACCCUUUAGGUAUGUAAUAUAGGAUUUAUCGUAAGAAAAAAUUAAAACAGAUUAAGAAUAUAAAGUAAUGUUACAUAGGUACUAUAUUAUACACCUCUUUCUUUUUAAUAACUGUAACCCCCCCCCCCCCCAACCUAAGUGCGCAGUUGUUACGCCGCACCCAUGCUUCGUACAAAUGAAAAUCGUUUUUGGCGCAUAGCUAAAAACGAUUUUAAUUUGUAUACCUACACGGCCGGUGUUGUUGGUCGGUUCCGGUUCUUAAACGUUGAUUUCAACUUAUCAACGUUUAAGAGUCGGCGCCGUGUCUUCAAAUCGUGAUUGCGCACAUUUAAUCGUUGAGUAUCGAUUUAAAUAAUAAUAGUUGUUUAGUUGUUUAUCGUUUUAAAUAUUUUUUUCUCGUUAUAUAUUUCUCGGAAAUAAAAUUUUAAUUACCUAUGUUUUAAUUUUCUUUUCGAGUAAUGAAAGCCAUCGUCGAUUUUAGUGAUUUAAAAAUGUUUAACUCGUGUCCUCAUAGUUAAGCACAAAUUAUUAGUUAGUUUGUUACAUGUAAAUUUUAUUAUCCUUUAAAAUAACUUUUUUAACUUUCCAGCUAUCCAAGAUUGAAUUAAUAAUGACAAAUAUUGAAUUUUUUUACGUUUAAAUACCGUAAUACCUCAUCUUCUCCAUUAUUUUUUAUUGUUUGAUCUAGUCGUUAAACUAUUUCUCCUCAUAUACUAUAGUUUAGUAUCGUGUAUACUUAUGCACUUAUGAUAGAUACUAUUAAAAAUAAAAAAAUAAAAAAAAACUAUUGGUUUUUUUGUUUGUUGUGAUAAGGUUGUUUUAUGACGGAAUAAUAUCGUCAAAUUAUAUAAGUAUAAAUUAAAUUAAACUGAUCUGCCGAGUGGGCGUUCUUUUUUUUAGUUUCGUAAAUUGUACAUGUUAAAAGUAAAAAAGUAUAUGAAUUUUAUUGUUGGUGCUUGAAUGUCUUGUAUAAAAAAUCUCAAUCACGGCAUUAAUGGAAGAUCUAGUCAAUCUUACCCUCACGUCUCUCCAAAAUAUGCCCGCUGUAUGGCGCGUGCGCAGGAUUCUACUCGAUGCGAGAUCGGUGAAACUCCGAAAGUCAUCUGUGCGUUUUGUAGUCGCACAGUGUUAGACCCCCGCGCACGCGUCCUUUCACACGCAUCAGGACUAAUUCUUAGAAAUGUAAAAAUAUGUCUGUAAAUAUUAAUUUCAUAAUAUGUAUCGUUAAUGUACUACAUAAUAAUAAUUAUAAUAUUAUAUUUUAAUGUAAACGCAUCAACAAUGAUAUAACACUAAUUGUUAUAUAACCAAUAAUAUUAUUAAUUAUAUCUAAAUUUUUGUCAUUUUUUUAAUUAGAUUGUUCGUAAUCUCAACCCUCUCCUCCCUCAUACUGUGAUUUUAAUUAAGACUAAAAAUAUCUUGAAAAUGCCGUCUUGGAUUGUAAUAACUAAUUGUAACAAACCAUCAUAUAUUAUGUAAUAAUUAAUACACAUCUUUUACGAGAUUGCUCCUUCGCGCUCGUGUAACUAUAAAACAAUAUAUAUAUAUAUAUAUAAUAUACCGCGUGGUGAAGAGGCCUAAAGUCUGAUCUCUGUAUAGCAAUCUAACAUUUUUGUCACUUCGGUCGUCUUAUUUUAUGUGACAUAUUAUAUAUAUAUAUAUAUUCAAUAGGUAUACAGUUUAUUAUAUUAUUAUGUAUAGGUACUCUUAUAAUGAAUUGUUUUACUGUGUAAAUAAAUAUCUCUAUGCAAACAUAGGUGAACUUGAAAGGUUUUUUUUUUGUAUUAUUUUAUUUAGAUUAUCUAAUUUUAUUUAUAGUUGAAAAAUACUACAUGUACUAUGUAUAAUAAAAAUAUUAUGUGCCAAAAAGUUUAAUAAUUAUCAUACUUAUCAUAUAAUAUUUGUUUGAAGAGAAUAAACGUGUUUACGUUUACCAA
Metopolophium dirhodum (rose-grain aphid) is the source of this 4277-nucleotide messenger RNA. It is a transcript of the gene hb, whose product is annotated as protein hunchback. The record is from RefSeq and is a predicted model, not a curated record. The transcript has 2 exons. Gene Ontology annotation, biological process: regulation of transcription by RNA polymerase II. Bases 527 to 2272 code for a protein of 581 amino acids. Lineage: Eukaryota; Metazoa; Arthropoda; Insecta; Hemiptera; Aphididae. Gene Ontology annotation, molecular function: DNA-binding transcription factor activity; RNA polymerase II cis-regulatory region sequence-specific DNA binding.